Cannabis sativa is the source of this 2471-nucleotide messenger RNA. Its product is annotated as disease resistance protein RPV1. Gene Ontology annotation, molecular function: ADP binding. The transcript has 2 exons. NCBI's taxonomy places the organism in Eukaryota, Viridiplantae, Streptophyta, Magnoliopsida, Rosales, Cannabaceae. Gene Ontology annotation, biological process: defense response; signal transduction. The record is from RefSeq and is a predicted model, not a curated record. The coding region runs from base 374 to 1765 and encodes 463 amino acids.
GUCUCCACACUCUGCUUUAGAGGGAAAGACUCAAUAUACUUCCCACCUAAGCAUAACGGCACACACAUCAUACUACCGACCUAAGUGACAACUUAUAAUUUAUUAAUAAGGGCAAACUUGGAUUGAUAUUAGCAAGCAUAUAUCGAUCGUGCAUGAUUCCAAAAAGUGUUGACUUUGGCUGUUUGGCAUAUAAAGAAAGUGAACACGUUUUUUAGAGCUGAAAUUCCAUUCAAAAUAACAAGGAAACCAGGAAACGCGUGAAGAUAAGAGUUUCAUUAUCAUUUUUUGUUUGUUUAUAAUCGAAGAAGAAAUACUGUAUUUCAUAGUGGUCACUAGUGAUCAAGGAAGGGUAUUUGAGAGAUUCGAGAAUCAUAUGGCGUUGGGAGCUUCUUCUUCUGGAAAUUUUUCGAAGAAAUAUGAUGUAUUCCUCAGCUUUAGAGGUGAAGAUACCCGUACGAAAUUCACAAGCCAUCUUUAUACUGGUUUAGAACGAAAGAAAAUCAAGACUUACAUCGACGAGAAAAGUCUUGAGAGAGGGCAUGAAAUAUCACCUGCGCUUCUUGACGCAAUCGAAAACUCUAAGAUUUCAUUAAUCGUUUUCUCGGAGAACUAUGCUUCUUCUUCGUGGUGCCUGAGUGAACUUGUGCAUAUUCUAAAAUGUCAAAGCGAAAUCAAUCAGAUUGUUGUGCCUAUUUUUUACGACGUAGAUCCAUUACAUAUUCGAAAUCAGGAUGGAAGCUAUGGAGAUGCAUUUGUGAACCAUGAACAACGAUUCGCAGACAAACUGGAUAUGGUGGCAAAAUGGAGACAUGCUCUGACAACGGCAGCUAAUCUACAAGGCUGGAAUUCCCAACACAUCAGCCCGGAGCCAAAAUUGAUAGACGAAAUUGUUAAAGAUGUCUUAAAGAAACUGGGACGUGUAUCCUCAAACAACACUUUCAAGAGUUUAGUUGGAAUUGAAAAACACAUUGAAGAAAUCAAGUUGUUGAUGAGUCAUAAUUACUCGUCAAAUAUUGGUGUAGUUGGCAUUUGGGGAAUUGGCGGCAUAGGAAAAACAACUCUUGCUGAUGCAGUGUUCAGUCUUUACUUCCACCAAUUCGAACGUUGUUACUUUCUCAAAAAUGUUAGGGAAGCAUCUGAAAAGUAUGGAUUAGAGAAAUUAAGAGAAGAGCUUAUUACAAAACUAUUAAAAGAAGAAGAAAGCUUAGAUUUGGGAGCACCAUCUAUACCAGACUAUAUUAGAGACAGACUUCGUUCUACAAAGGUACUGAUUGUUCUUGAUGAUGUAAGUAACUCAAAGCAGUUCGAGUACUUAAUUGGUGAUCGUUUUAGUGAGGAUGAGCGAUUUGACAUUGGGAGUCGAAUCAUAGUAACAACUAGAGAUAAAAAUGUGCUAAAAACUAUUGAAGCUGAUGAAACUUAUGAAGUUAAGCAGCUAGAUGAGGAUGAAGCUCUCAGGCUUUUUAAUUUGACAGCAUUCAAAGGGAAUUCUCCGAGGGAUGAUGAUUAUGUAGAGCUGUCGAAAAAGGCAGUGAGAUAUGCUGGACACAAUCCGUUGAUUAUCAAAAUUUUGGGCUCUCACCUUCGUUACCUUCGGUCUCCAACCAAAGAAAACUGGCAAAUGCAAUUGGAGAAGUUCCAACAAGUUCCUCUUGAGGAUAUUCAAGAUGUCUUAAGAACAAACUACGAUGGGCUGGAUAGGAAAGAGCAAGAUAUUUUUCUUGAUUUCGCACGCUUUUUCAAUGCCAAGUACAGAGAUUUUUGACAACAUCUUUCAACCAGUAAAACCUCCUCUUCCCAGUCUCAUUAACAGAUUGAGAAUCAUGAUUGAUAGUGUCCUGGAAAACAGGAAAGAAGAUGAGACACAUCAGCUCGGUGGACAGCUGACUGAAGAAAAAGUGAUACCACUGGUUUCCAGACCGAACCAAAGAACACUGCUUUUGGUUCCAUUUCUUUGACUGUAAUCUACCAUCAAAAGGCUUAGACAUGGCCAGAAAAUAAUUACUUGGUCAUUGCAGUUUCAGAUAAUUGCUCCAUCUCCCUCACAACAUUUAACUUGAAUUGCAUUUGUGGUUGCAGGAAGGGGAGGUAAGGACAAUUCAAGUUAGUUGUUUGUUGUCCUUUGUUCCUUGGACCAUACAGAAUUGAGACAGGAGAUUCAUACCGUAGCAACAAGAUCAAUAAGUUUAGGAGCCCAUUUUGUUGGUCUAUCAUUAAACUGGAUACUCCACGAUUCUAAAUCCGAUUCCAAUUUGGUUAAGGGUGUAAUUGAGACAGCUGCGCGAGUAAUAUAGACACGGUGUUGGUGUAAUCCGAUUCCCUGUUUGCUGUUCGGGAAGCUGGCAUAAACUCCAAGUCUUGUUUAUUUCAAACUAUUGGCUCUUUGUUCCAAGUAAAAUGACCAACACACUCCGUUGCUAAUAUUACAGUAUAAAAUAGUCAAUGAGACACACGGACACUAUAAUUGCAAA